UAGUGCUGUUUACGUAAGUGAAGGUAACGCAUGCAUUGCUGAACUCGGGUAGAGCUAUGUGUAGUUAAAACAGUGUAGAUACACAGCAGUGGAAAUACCUGUAGGUAUUUACAGGUGUACGAUUUACACCUAAACAUACGACACAUCUUUUCCUAUAUCACACGACCAAGCGUGCGAUUGGAUUAUCAAAAAGUACUAAAGUGGUACAACGGUUUCUAUUUUAACACAAAGUUUUCAGUGACCGGGGUAUGGCAAGACAGCCCGGACACACUCUACAGUGUCUUAUACUGCUGCUUUCCUGCGUUCGCCUGCGUUCAAAGACAAAUGAGUUAACGUACAUUCACCAGGGGAUAAGAUGUGUGAAGUGUGCACCAGGCACUUACCUCGUUGCUCACUGUGACAAGGAGGACGAAGAUGCCCGUUGUCGACUGUGUCCAAACGGAACCUAUAGUUCCCAAUAUAACAUAGCGUCAUCCUGUGAUCCAUGUAAAUCAGCGUGUGAACAUGUGGAUCUUGUUCCGGUUACCAACUGUACGUACCAGACGAAUAUGGAGUGUGCUUGUCCUGAAGGAAAAUUCAACGUAAAUGCUCAUCUAGACUUGUUCCAUGCCAAGUGUAUGGAUUAUGGAGCAUGUGGUCCUGGAUACGGGGUCAAGUAUAAAGGCACAUCGGUACUCAACACCACAUGUGAGAGAUGUCUGGCAGGGAGGACAUACUCUCCAUCCACGUCGGCGUCAGACAAAUGUCAGAUCUGUACGAACUGUGGACGUUUCAAUGUCAUAGCUGAAUGCAAUGGCACGCACAAUCGAAUCUGUAAGGAAGAACCUUACAAGGUUAUAGUCCCUCCUCAAAGUUCAGACGGACUUCCUAUGACGUACAUAUAUAUUAUCAUUGGAGCAAUAGUAGUGAGCAUUGCUGUUGUUUUGGUGGUAAUGUACCUAUAUAAAGAACAACUGGCAUGUUUUAAUGUACAAGACCAAAGCCUUACCCAAGACGUGUCUACAGUUUUUCCAGCGACGGAAGAGUACCAAAUGAUUAAAAAUAUAUGCGGGUUUGGAGGAUCAUUCGAACCAUCAUUUCCAGGAAGUCCGAUCUCUACCAAUUUACCAAAUCCGCCUACUCCUACAGGUCACCAGCCACCCCAAACUAACCCUGUCCUGAAUUUAAGGAGAAGUAGUGACGUAUGGAGCGACAACGUUGUCAAAAUAAUGAUGGUAUUGAGUGAGAAGUUAAUUACCGCUCAGUCGUGGCAACGCAUUAUUCGUCAACUUUAUGAAGAUUCGGGACUUAAAGGUGAACAGGCUGACACAGAUAUUAAGGUAGCGGAGAUCAGGCACCGUCAUAACCUCCGAGAACAAAUCUACCAAUGCUGUAUCCGUUGGAGUGGUAUGACUGGGGCAUCACCAAACGUAUUGAGCCAAGUAUUGCUGAAGGAAGAUUGUAAAGUUAUUCUGGAAGUACUGCGAGGGACAUUUCCAGAUGUUUUUCGUAUUGAAAGCGCUGUUUGACAAAGAAUGUCUUUCUAAAGAACACUAUAUAAAUAUCUUCAUAUCUUUAAUCUUUUGAGUAAUGUUGGUAGCUUUGAUUUGUUUUAAAGUGUGAACGUUGCAAUGUUCUACGUUAUUUCCUAAAUAACACAUGCCUGUGUAAGAAAACCCCAAAACUGUUAGUAAAAAUAUGACCGAAUCAUAACCAAUCAAACAGUAUUUUAAGUGGUUAAUGGGGGGUAACUCUUUGUUAACAUGUUUUGUUAACAUAUAGAUUGUUUGUAAAUAAAAAUCUGUUUGUAAAUAUUACAUCUGAGAUUUUGCAGAUAGUUCGAUUAUCAUAACCUUCACAGGACUAGGAUAAUUGCGCAAAGAAUCAUCUUAAAAAUAACAAGUAAUAUAACACAGUCAGCAUACAUGCAUAAAUACGAAAUCUGAGCUCAACGAUAGGAAUUUAUGCUAUUCUAAAACAUGAGAAAAUGCAGUAUGAACUCCACAUAAAACUGCUUCAGUAUACAAAAAAGAAAGUUCUCAUGUACUAAAUAUAGUUCAUUUUGCUGCUGUACGCACGUUUUGAAUUCAAAUACUAUAAUGUAUGCACGAGUGUAGCGAAUCAGCUGUGACGUGAAGAUUCAAUCAACAGGGUAGUCUGAAAUGAGGAAACGAAAGUAAUUAAAUCAGUCGUCCUUUCCGUCAAUGGUUUGGUAGUGAAGUGAUCAGUAUUUUUACUGUAGAUGUCAAGAUACGCAGCUUAUAGAACUGAAAAACCACCUUUCAUCAGUAUACACAAUUGUAUAUCAGUUAUAUUAUAGUGCGUAGUAUGCACUUAAUGACCAAAUACCUAUAUCGUUAAGGCUCAACAGGCCCUAUAAAAUAAGUUAUUAGCACCCAAACUGAAUGCUACGAAUUGACAUAUCUAAAUUUCAUUUAAAUACAUUAGUAAUGCUGAGCUUCAAUUUACUUGUACUAGCUGUGAAAAGUCAUCCCAGCUUCAAAUUGAAAUCCAUGCAAAACGACUUUAAUCAUAGUAAAAUUCCCUAUUUAUAUAUUUUAUCAUAUUAUAAUUAAGAAAACAACGGCGAAGUAGCGUCGAUUGAUAAAUGAACUUUAGAUGAUGUCCCAUUUCAUAACAAUAGCCGACGUUAUAGUGCUACUUGACUGAAUAAACCAUGCCUAAGGCACCAAGCAAACCAUUAAAAAAAAUCACAUUAUACUGACAACGGGUAAAAUAGUUGUUGCGAUAACCCUAAAACCUGAAUGCUAAGCGUGGAAUCACAUCAACCAUUUUGAAGGAGUCUGGUAUGUCCUGGCCUGGGGACCGAACCAUUUGCCUACCCAACUUGAGCGAACGCACAGUACUGAGGCCAAAAGUGAGGUAUUGUCAAGCAAGACACUUGGAAACGAAAAAGUUGAUAUGAAGCAGAGAGAAAACGCAAAGAUCUAAAAUAUACAAUUGGCUGAAGCAGAUCAGUUAUGGUGUCCUCAGUGUCCCCUUAAUGGAAGACACAAGUGGGGAAAUCCGGAUACUGCAGGGCCCCCAAACGUUGGGGCAAGCAAAACUUGAGAUACUUUCGUAGCAUUCUGUUUCGUUGCAAACGAGAUUUACAUGUAAUAAGUCUUGGGAACUAUUUUCAUGAGUACACAGCCUAAAUGUAUUACUAAUUGAUACGGUAACAUCCGCUUUGUAUUAUUUUAAUAGCUUAUAUACAAGUUCAUUAUAUCCAAAUUAGAUAAAGGAAAAGCUAUACAUCUUUCACAUUUCAUCACGUUAAUGACGUUGUAAACGCUUGGUAGUUGACUUUCAUGUUCAUCUUAGUUGGGUUAGGUAAUUCUAAUUGUUAAGCGAAGCGAGGUCGACUCGGAUGUCUGUUCAAGUUGCCAACAACAAGAAUAAAAUAUGAUAAUCUACCAUCACGAGUGAGGUGACAGUUUUCUCACCGUCUGUUUAUCAUAUUUUCGAAAAUGCCUAUUUUUAAUGACAAAUGCCUUAUCUUAUAUAAUAUCAUUGUGUUUAUUAUGUUACUCAAUAUUAUAAGGAUACAUAUUUGUAUGACCAAAAUAUAGGCGUUAUGGUUCCUGAUAUUUUUCGUUUCGUUACGGUAUCUCCUCGGUUCCUGUUCCUGCCUUCUCAUAUUGCAAUGGAUUUGCAAUGGAGUUCAAAUGCUUCGUAUGUAUGUGUUUACGGUUAUAUAUAUAUAUAUAUAUUAUACACCUGUAUUAUAUUGUUUUCAUUAUUUCCGAUUUGAUACAAACACCUUAACUUGUAUUUUGUAUAUAUAACUGAAAUAUACAUAUUUCUGUUAUUGUUAACAAUUUACGUUUGUUGACAUAAAUUUGAAAAGAUGUCGACAUAACCUUAGUAUGAGUCGACAUAAUCUAUAUAUAAUUCGCAUUAAUUUUAAAAUGACGUCAGCACAUGUGAGCUGGGGUUCGAUACAAACUAAUAUGCACGGUAAAAAAUAGAUAGGUGACCAAUCAUUUUCCAGGAAUGAUCAUGUGAUGUACUAACGGCUUAUACUUAUAAGGUCUACCCAGCAAUACGCUUUGUUUCGGGUUCCGAAUAUCAGCAAUAUAGCUAUUACAUGUUUUGAUUGCUAGUCGAUGUCACACCCGAGUUUUAUCAUGAUAAAUGGCCGAGUGAACUACUUACGAGAUAUGUGUCUCGACAAAAUAUGUCUUAAAAUAUGGUUUUUUUUUAAAUUUAUAAAUUAUGUCGACAUGCGUAUACCGCAAGCUAUAAAUAAAUGUGUGGCUACGGCAUACAAAAUUGUUAAUAAAAUACCAAAUUAUU
This is a messenger RNA of Mizuhopecten yessoensis (Yesso scallop), 4278 nucleotides long. Its product is annotated as tumor necrosis factor receptor superfamily member 5-like. NCBI's taxonomy places the organism in Eukaryota, Metazoa, Mollusca, Bivalvia, Pectinida, Pectinidae. The record is from RefSeq and is a predicted model, not a curated record. The coding region runs from base 249 to 1508 and encodes 419 amino acids. Gene Ontology annotation, molecular function: protein binding. The transcript is spliced from 7 exons.